AUGGGCAGCGUUGGCAAAAAGAAGGGUAAACGUAAAUCUCUUUUGAACCUUAGGGGCGCCUUGAAGGGCCUUUUAACAGCUCAAAACAGCAACAACUCAAGUGUCGAGCCACCUGUUUUGUCGACAACAAACCUGGAAGAGGAUUUGUCUGACACCUCCAAACAGACUGAGACGAGUGAAUUUUCCUCAAAUCCACAGCACCUACAGCCACAAGAUAAGCAUGGAAUCGUCUACAUAAUGUCCAAAGAAGCCCAGCUGAUCCCAAAACUUACAGAUGAACAGGUUCUAGAGCGGCAUAAACGUGCCGAUGAAAACAUGAAGCGUGCCUGGUCACGUCUCAUCCAGAAAUACGAGUCUAUAGGCGACGAGGGCGAUGUUUUGGACUUGAAUACUGGCGAAAUCAUAGAGGAUAACGGCCACAUUAGAGGUUUGAGCACUUUUGAUGCCACAGUCAAUAGCGCUAACGACAACUACGUGAGCGUCCUGAGUGAUCUGCUAGAGAUCGACAAAGCUACCGGAAACGUCUGGCAAGAAGACGAAGAAGAAGAAGAGGAGGGUGAUUUUGAGAAGGAGGAUGGGAGCUCGAGUGAAAGCGAUGGCGCCAAUGAUCAUGAUGAGUUUGCAGAAGUGGGUCAGGAUCUUUAG
Messenger RNA from Lachancea nothofagi CBS 11611, 645 nucleotides. The record is from the annotation of a GenBank genome assembly. NCBI's taxonomy places the organism in Eukaryota, Fungi, Ascomycota, Saccharomycetes, Saccharomycetales, Saccharomycetaceae.